CUAUUGCAAUCUCUUUCAGACCAGUGUGUGGUUUGGGUGUGUUUGCAUGCGUGUGUGUGUUUGCAUGUGUGUGUGUGUGUGUAUGCGUGAGAGCGAGUUUAUGUGUGUGCGAUGAGUGCUGCUGUGGUCCUGGAGGAGAUGAUGAUCAAGCGCUCGCAGCAGAAGAAGCGCACGUCGCCGCUCAACUAUAAAGAGCGCCUGUUCGUCCUGACCAAGGCCAGGCUUACCUACUACGAGGGAAGAGCGGAGAAGAGGUUUAAGAAGGGCUCAGUGGACAUACAGAAGAUCAGAUGUGUGGAGAUUGUGAAGAAUGGAGGAGUGACCAUCCCCUGCCAAAACAAAUACCCAUUUCAGAUUGUUUACGAUUCCAACACUCUGUAUGUUUUUGCCCCAACCAACGAGAGCCGAAGCUUAUGGGUGCAUUAUAUAAAAGAAGAGAUCAAGCACAACUCUUUCAUUUUGGCGAAGUUCCACCCUUACUUCUGGCUGGAGGGAACGUGGCUUUGCUGUCGGCAGACUGAGAAACUGGCACCAGGCUGUGAGGAAUACAACCUGCAAGGAGACAUUUCAAGAAAACCACUACCUCCCAUUCCUGGUGAAGAGUCCACCAGCGAGGGCCGUCGUCCGCCCCCUCCCCCUCCGCCUCAAGAGGAAGAGCAGGUGGAGCCCAGGGAGGAAGUGGUCAUCGCCAUGUAUGAUUUCACAGGCACGGAAAACCAUGACCUGCCACUCACACGCGGCGAGGAGUACACUAUCUUAGAGAAGUGUGAUGUCAACUGGUACAGGGCACGUAACCAAUACGGGGAAGAGGGAUACAUACCUAGUAACUAUGUGGCACAGAAGACGCCAGACAACCUCGACCAGUUUGUAUGGUUCUGCAAGAAUAUAAACCGGACCAAGGCUGAGGAGACACUGAAAAAUGAGGAUAAAGAGGGUGGCUUUAUGGUCAGAGAGUCCAGUAGCCCAGGAGCGUACACUGUGUCGUUAUACACAAGACCAUCAGGGGAUGGCCUGGCUGUUGUGAGGCAUUACUACAUAAAGGAGACAAAAGGGACACCGAAACAGUUCUACCUGGCUGAGAAACACCUGUUCAAUACCAUACCUGAAAUCAUUGAAUACCACAAACACAACGCUGCAGGACUGGUGGCCAGGUUACGUUACCCUGUUGGCAAACAAGGAAUAGAGGCUCCUACCACAGCAGGAUUCAGCUAUGAUAAGUGGGAGAUUAACCCAGCAGAGCUGACGUUCAUGAAGGAGCUGGGCAGUGGGCAGUAUGGAGUGGUGCGACUGGGCAAGUGGAGAGCGCAGCAUAAAGUGGCCAUCAAGGCCAUCAGGGAGGGAGCCAUGUCUGAGGACGACUUCAUUGAGGAGGCCAAGGUCAUGAUGAGGCUCUCCCAUCCCAAGCUGGUCCAGCUGUAUGGAGUAUGUACUCAGCAGAGACCCAUUUACAUCGUAACAGAGUUCAUGGAGCUAGGGUGCCUACUCAACUUUCUCAGGCAGCGGAGAGGCAGCUUCAGCUUUGAGGACCUCCUGAGCAUCAGCCUAGACGUGGCUCAGGGCAUGGCCCACCUCGAGGUCAACGGAUUCAUCCACAGGGACCUAGCUGCAAGAAACUGCUUAGUGAACGACUCAUUCGUAGUGAAGGUGUCCGAUUUUGGGAUGGCAAGGUAUGUCCUCGACGACCAGUACACCAGCUCCAUGGGCUCUAAGUUCCCAGUGAAGUGGUCUCCCCCAGAGGUCUUCAACUUCUGCAAGUACAGCAGCAAGUCUGACGUCUGGUCUUACGGUGUGUUGAUGUGGGAGGUAUUCACAGCGGGGAAGAUGCCUUUUGAACAGAGCCAGAACCACGAGGUCGUUCUCAUGGUGACCAAAGGUCAUCGCCUGUACCGACCCAAGAUGGCCACGCCCCCCAUUUACGAGAUCAUGGAGGAGUGUUGGAAGGAGCAACCUGAGGAACGCCCACCCUUCUCAGACAUCUGCCUCAUGAUCACUGAGGCACUGGAGCACCUUCAUCCUGAUCAGCCAAUGGCUGCCUUGAGCAACUCCCCAUGAGGUGGGCCCACCUCUCUCACAGGUCACUGAUUGGACAGUGUGAAAGGAUUCCCGCCCAGGACUGACCAAUGAGAGUCUUGAUAAGUCCUACCCGACUGAAAACAGCUAUCCUCUGAGCAUGUGACUGGACAGAGAAGUACCAUGAAAAAGUCAUACUUAAGCAACUUCUCCAGGACCCAGCCCCACACAACUGCACACAAACACACCCAACUACACACAAACUACACACAAACACACACAACUACACACAAACACACACAACUACACACAAACUACACACAAACACACACAACUACACACCAACACUUACAACUACACACAAACACACAGAGACUUCAUACAGACUUGUUUGCAUACAGAUUCUCUAUGAGCAGUGGUUCACAACGUUCACAAACGAUGCAGGGCCACCUCUACAUCAGACCUCAGACUACCUAGACUCUGAUUGGCUGCUACACUGCCAUCCAGGUGGACUUGAAGGUGGAUUUAAAGGUGGACUUAAGGGAUCUCAGAUAUUCCUUUUUUUUCAACUGCUUACACACAAAAUCUUUGUGUGGCACAAUCACAUGUCACAUUUUGCAAAACUUUACACAUACUUUCUAAGACACAACGAUCAGACGCUGAACACUGCCAUUGAACACUUAAAGCACUGCCCUUCAAAAUGCAUACAUGUACCAGUUCCAAAGGAAGGCGUUGGUUGUGAUGUUGAUGAGUUGCUGUGAUAAGGUCCAAAUAGGAUGCUGGGUACGGUCACACCAUCUCAUUUUAUAUGACCAUGUAAAAAAAAAAAAAAUGUCUAUACUUUUUUCAUAGUCUACUAUAAAAUAUUGUGGAUGAUGUGUUUCCCUACUGAUCACUUUGAAAUGCUGUUUUGGGAAUAGAUUGUACUGUGAGAUGUCUCUGUUACAGUAUUGUAACAGACCUCUGCUGUUUAUUUAUGAGUUGACUACUGAAAUAUAUUUCAAUUUGCUGUAAUUAACCUUUUUUCUGGCAAACUAUUUUGUAUUUUGUACAUUCUAGCGCUGAAAAUGAAAGGCACACUCCGUGUGUGUGCAACGCAGUGUUUCAGAUUGAUCACCCUAGCGUGUACUUAAUGAUUGGAAAAGACAAACAUUAUGAAUAGUUGUGUUCACAUUUCACACAAAAAUUGGAUUUUGAAAAGGCAUUAUUGAGUUUUGAAUGGCAGUGUCUCAUUUUGCAGCUAAUUUGUAGUGUGAAGCAUUUUGUGUGUGCAGUUUUGUGAAUUGUGUUAAGAGUUUUGAAAACAUGUGUAAGCAGUUGUAAAAAAAACUGUAGUAGUAGCUGUUGAGAGGCUGACAAACAGUCGAUAUUUUCUUGCAGUCUUUCAGUGUUGCUUUGUGUCAUAUCCUGUCUCAGAUGAUAGUUUCUGUCAUUUCAUCAUACAACGGAACCAAACACAUUCAGCCAGACUGCUGGUAUUCUUGGUAAUCUCACCACACUCGCAUACCAAGGAUGGCUCUCACUCAUAAACUCCAAAAUCUUGACAGCCAAUGACAGCAGGUAUUCAUUUUUCUCAGUGGUCAUUAUAAAGAAAUAUCAGACCUCCGAACGUUGGGGUGGCCCAUUCACAUCAAUGGAAAUUUUUUGCAACAUUCUGAAUAAUACAAUUUAGUAGAUUGCAGAGGAGAAUGAUGAUUUGUCAUUGUUUAGAUUUUAGAUUGUUAAGAUUAUAAAUCACUCAUGAUGCAUUAUAGAAAUAUAUUUUUGAAACAUGAAUCAGUUAUAAACUGUGUUCUUUGGAUCUAGAUUUGUAGCAUUUUGAAUUUAGUGUACAUUCUCUCUCUCUCUCUCUCUCUCUCUUUCUCUCUCUCUCUCUCACACACACACACACACCCUGACUUAACUGGCAUGAGCUAUGAAUGAAAGGGCAUACACAUGCACACAAGCACACACACACACACCUGACCUUUGAUAUCUUGAUCACCAUUCAACAAAACACUCACACACACAUGGAGAGGGAGAGUCAUGUUGCAUGGCAGUGAGAAGUCAUUCAUCCCUUAAGGCAGUGGUCAUGUGUGUGUGCGUAUGUGUGUCUUUCCUGUCACAGCCAAGAUCACCUCCAAGGUAAGAAGCUAUAAGCGUUUGUUUUACUCAUGAUAUAGAUAUGUUGCCAAGGGAACCAUCAAAAUGUAUGGCAGGUUUUUAGUGAGAAACUGUUGAAUCAUAAUCUCGCUCAAAUUAUGCACUGCAUGUAUCAAGCCUAAACAGUUUCAGUGUAUACAUACAUACAUACACAGACACUUCAUUAAACUUCACUUCAUUUAAAAGUUUCAGGUAAGGGUCGAAAGUAGAACUCAAGCUGAUGUGUGUGUGGGCGUGUCUGUGUGUGUAAAGAUUACAGAGGAACUUAAAAGGAAACAACUAUUUCUGUCUAUGAUUUGACUGGUUUCACAUGUGCUUCUAAUGGUUUCUGUCAGUGU
Clupea harengus (Atlantic herring) is the source of this 4490-nucleotide messenger RNA. It is a transcript of the gene tec, whose product is annotated as tec protein tyrosine kinase. Gene Ontology annotation, biological process: intracellular signal transduction; protein phosphorylation. NCBI's taxonomy places the organism in Eukaryota, Metazoa, Chordata, Actinopteri, Clupeiformes, Clupeidae. The record is from RefSeq and is a predicted model, not a curated record. Gene Ontology annotation, molecular function: ATP binding; protein binding; protein tyrosine kinase activity.